AACAUGAGAGUGAGAGAGAGAGAGAGAGAGGGAAAGAGUGAGAGAGGCAGUGAGAGGGAAAGGGGGCAGCCCCUCUGGUGCUCUCUGGUGGUUCUUGCAGCAGCGUCACUGUUGCUUGAUCCUCAACAGUCCAGCUGUGGCAUCGUGGUUCAUGCAGGACUCAGUGAAAACACUGUAAACUCCUCUAAUCCCAGUGGACAGAACCAAAAGGACAGAGCCGGGAUUUCCUCUUGAAAAUUUUUCCUUUUUUUCUAAAGAUUUUCUGGAUUCUCAAGAGUUCUGCAACUUUGUGAACAAUUUAUCUUUGAAUACAGUUGGAUACUUUUUUUAUUUUUGGAGAUCAUGUUGCUGUUUCAUACUCUGGAAGGACAUCCAGGAACGGAUCCUUUACCUUUUGAAAACUUACAGUCAAGCCUUCGAAGGUGUGACAUGUAAGAGAAGUGAAGAAUGAAUAUUAAGUAGGAAGACUGUAAAUUUAAACACAUUAUGCUUGUUAAAAGACUUCCUGCUUUCGUUGACUCGGACUUUAAUGACAGAUCUUCAUUUUUCUCCUGUUGAGUCGAGCUGGUGAAUAAUGGAAGGACACGUGAGCGCUUCGAAUGUGACAAACCUAACGACAGCACCUUAUCACCUUGCACUGGGACCCUGGAGCCUGGUCAUACUGGUUCCCAUUAUACUGACCAUAGUGAUAGGAAACCUGUUGGUCAUCAUCGCUGUAACCCGAACUUCACAGCUACAAACAACAACAAACAUUUUCAUUAUGUCGCUGUCGUUCGCCGACCUCAUCAUGGGGGUCCUGGUGGUGCCUCUCGGGGCCACAAUCGUGAUGACGGGGAACUGGCAGCUCAGUGACACAUGCUGUGAUAUUUGGACUUCUGUGGACGUCCUGUGCGUGACUGCAAGCAUCGAGACUCUUUGUGUAAUCGCCGUAGACCGGUAUAUAGCCAUUACAAGGCCGCUGCGACACAAAGUCCUUCUAAAUAAGAGACGUUCAAGAGUAAUAGUUUGUUUAGUUUGGGCUGUUUCCGCCUUAAUUUCCUUUGUACCGAUUAUGAAAGGGUACUGGCGUGAUGAGGAGGAUGAAGCAGCAAAAAGUUGCUACGAUGACCCCAAAUGUUGUGACUUUGUGACCAACAGGGCCUUUGCAAUAAUCUCCUCCACUGUGUCGUUCUACAUUCCUCUGCUCAUAAUGAUAUUUGUGUACGCCAAAGUCUUCCUGAUAGCCACACGGCAGGUCCAGCUCAUAGAUAAGAAUCGAAUGCGUUUCCAGAAUGAGUGUCUAACAUCGAGGAUACCGAGUUCCCACCACCUUAACAAUAUCCUACCAUCCACAUGUCCAGGGUCCAACAACUGCAACAACGUAGAGCGGAGAAAGGGCUCUAAGCGGAGGCCGUCACGACUCAUCCUCAUCAAAGAGCACAAGGCCCUUAAGACUCUAGGUAUCAUCAUGGGGACAUUCACUGUAUGCUGGCUUCCUUUCUUUGUGGCCAACAUCAUCAACGCAUUCGACAAAAGCGUUCCCUCAGAGAGGAUCUUCAGACUCUUGAACUGGCUCGGAUACAUAAACUCCGGUCUCAAUCCUAUCAUCUACUGCAGGAGUCCGGAGUUUCGUACGGCGUUCAAGAACCUGCUGGGCUGUCCGUGGCUGUCAGCCCUGCAGCUUAACAGUUUUUAUAAAGGGCUGCGGACUCGCUGCUCCUGCUUUCUGUGGCAGGCUGAUUCAGGCACAGCCGGCUCCUUUCAGAAAACUCCAACAUGUAUGAUGGAGGGGAAUGACAGCCUGACUAGUACUCAGGGAAGCAGAAAGAGUGAGGAGAUCUCGUCUGGUCCUCUGCAGUCCAACGGCAGCAUACAGUUCAGCGACUCUUCAGAACCAGAAACCACAUUGUAAGUGUCCUUAACCUUUUUUUUCUUUAACUCUCGCUGCAGGGUCAUUUUUGCUUUUUACAUAAUAAACACAGAAAUAGUUUAAACUGAGAUCAGAUGUUGAUAAAGCCAUCUCUAAUUGAUGAGCACACAGUAACCAUAACAGCAAAGUUAUGACGUGUACAAAGAGUUGAUUAAUGAGUUUCGUUUGAAUUCAUGAUAUUAUAUAAUAAUCUGGUAUUUGAACAUCUUUAGGGCUUUCUACAUUUAGUACAUUUGGGUAAAUCUUAAUUAAGGGCAUUAACUUUCAGAUCAUAUCUCCAUGAAACUGAACAGAUGUUACAUCUAUGGCUUCUAAGAAAUCUCUUCUUUUUCCUCACCAGGUCAACUCAGGAAAAUGUUAUAUAAGUGUGUUUCGUUGGCUUCCAUGCUACAGGGCUUAAUUUAAAUAAAAAAGUAAAAGUGUUUGAUAAAUAACAAUGAUAACAACAAUUAAUAUCAGACAUUUAUCAUGUUUGAUAUCAGCCGUAAAUCUUACAAAAUUAUGAACAUAAAAUUGAUAAAAGCCAUAUUGUUUAUAGAGUAUAAGUUUUUAUCUAAUUGUCCUCAAAUUAUUGUUGUUACCUGCUUUUACUCAUUAUGAAGCAUAGGUCAAUAAGCCUACAUCAUUGCUUUUUGGGAUAUAUUGUUCAUGCCUUAUAUAAUCCUGCAGAUUACACAGUGAGUCCAGAUAUAGAGAUUUACUGGUAUUCCUGAUAUUAGCUUCACACUACAAAAUAAACUCUCACAAGUCUCCAAAAAGGAACACAAACCCUAACCCUAACUUUUUAAAUGCCUUCUGUGUGUUUCAAAAAUAAAGAAAUCCAUAUCCCUGUAUGAUCACAUCAGCCAGUUUCAGUCACUAAAAACAAUAAACUAAGUAGAACAGCAGAAAAAUUAAUCAUAUUUAAUGUGUUGACCAGUGUUGGAUUAAAAGUGUAUCAGUUUUGUGUUGACCAAUCAUCAAUCUCUUAUUUCAGCAUAAUCAGACUUUUUAUAUAUAAUUAUUAGCACAUUAUUUACAACAGCUUUUUACAUUUUAUGGUAUAGAUCUCUUCAACAGUAAAUAUAGCAACCUUAGAGUCUGAUAGAGUAUGCAUAUUUGAAAAAUAAAGUGGAAAUAUAUUACUGCACAUUCAGUAAAACCACUCAAUUCUGUGGAAAAGACUUUCAGAGAACUACAUGAGACAUCUCUGAUAUCUGUUCGUGUGUCUUUGUGCCUGUCUGUGGGCCUCAGUGUGCCCUACCCUACACCCCCUGCAGCUGAUAAAUCUUUAUCACUCACAUACAAGACUUCCCCCGGAACAGAGUGGCUGUUUACAACCCUGACAACCAAUGAGGACUAACCUCUCUAAACCAGAUUAACCGGGGUGGGACGGCUUCAUAUUUGGGUUAUCAUCACUUCGAAGAACAAAGUGACAGACUCGAUGAAACCAAUGAUAAUAGCCAUUUUAAAACUAUAAUUUUCAGGAAGCUUCUUCUGGUUGUAACAUCAGUUCAGGAUAACCUUUGCUUGUUUUUCACACAUUUUCUGAUUUAUGGUUGUUUAACUUGUAAUAGCUUAUUCUAAAAUCUAAAAUACUGUUUGGCCUAUCUUACAAAAAAAGUUGCAUGAGCAGCACUACUUUUAUAAACUAAAAUUUGACUCCAUGUGUAUUUGUCUUUGCCAUUUUGUAAUAACUGAGUCUGAACUCAAAGUUCUCACUAAAAUAAAUGCAUCUAAACAAGUUAUUAAAUAAUUAUUGUGAUUGGUCCAAUUUUAGAAAUCCAAUUAUACAUUCACAAGAUGAAUAUGAGUUGAAUUGGGAUUAUAUUUACUUUGAGAAAUAGGACAUGUGAAUUCCCAGAAGUAAUCCCAUUUUAUGAUAAAUAUUUACCCUGCUCUCAGUAUAUCACUUUCUUUUUCCCUUACAUGACACCCUCUCCAGUGGUGUUUUCUCAGACAGAAUCAGUGGGACAGUAAAAGGAGAAAGUCUCCCUUAAAAGGUUCCUGUUGUGCUCUGUGGUAAAUCUGCCCAGAGGAAAGACUCAGAGGACUCACUCUGCGAUUUUAACAGGAUUACAAUCUUACAAUCAUAAAUUAGACCAGAUGUUUGAGAGGGACUCUGGGGAGGCACAAAGAUGUUCACAGGUGUAGACUGAACUAUAUAUGCUCCUCAGUCCUCCCUAACAACUCUAAAUAUCUACUAAACCAGCAACAAACAAAACCAAUUUAGCUGCGUACUUUCUUUAAACCCGGUGACAACAUGCAGCAGCAGGUGUGAAAGGAGGGAACGAUUACCGACAUGAAUGGUUACCUGGGAAAAGUGUCUGCACCACUGCACAGCGGCGGAGUGGCCAUCAUCAAUAGUAACUUUGUUUUCACUGAAAUACAUGCAGGCAUAUCACUGCUGCCCUUAUCAACAUCAACAGCAGCCUCCAGCUUCUGUCACGUAUGCACUAUGUUUCCAGACAUGUGCUAUUUGUCAAGGAUUCCCUUUAACUGUGCUGCUGAUGACAGUCAAAUGUCUGUAGUUGUCAAAGUGGAAGUGGCAGCAGACAUGUAAAAUAGUGGUGUUCGCAUGAGGUUUUUACAGAUAUGCCAUCCUUUGUCUGUAAUGUUUCUAUAGGAAAGUCAGUGAACAGUGUAUUAUUUUGGAGAUAACGUGAUUAUCUUCCAACAAAAACUCUACAACCUAACCAAAACGUGAGUGAGUCAUGGACAACAAUUGCACAACAAAAGCACAUAGGUUAUGUAAGCCUGUAGGUGUAUUUAAUGGUUGAAUUUACAAACCUCACAUGCUCCAGAAAAUCUAUAACCUUUGCAUUAACCUUAGAGUCUGAGAGGAUCAACAGUAGGGAAUUACCUGUCAACAUACUGCCUGAAAACAGCUCCAUGCAUGGCCAUGAAAUCUGCUCCGUGUUAAGCAUGAAAAGAAUAGAAAGUGCUGAGAUAUCAUGCGAAAAGAACACUGGACUGGAUUUUGCUAUACGCUUAAGAUGCAUGACAUGCAGUGCAGGUGCUCUCACUGUCUAGACAGGCUUUCACUGUAUUUUGAAAACCUUUUAUUUAUGAUAUAAAUGGAUACAUGUUCGUAUUCUCGGCGUGCCAUCCUGUCGAGAUGGUAGAGUGAGUCGUUUGUAGCACAAAUGCUGACUCACGACAGUCACCAUUAGAGGCUCAUUAUACCAGAUGAUUGUGUAAAUACUGCAGACAUGUUAGCUGACAGCUCAUGAGAACAAAUCUAAAAGGACAUUGUGUUUAUAAAGCUGGCAUCUGUGGAUUAAGUAGCUGUUACUGGAACAGACUGUAUCAUUGGGUGUAAUUGUGUGUCCCACCCAAGUGCUGUACCCACCCAGAGUUUCAAUAGAUGCUGUGUCAUUGCAGAAUAAACGUAAAAAUACAGCAGGCAGGUAAAGAAAUGUGAAUAUAGCCACUUUUUUAUGUAUAAUGCGCAGUUAAGGAAAAGUCACGUGUAUAACGAGAACUGAAGUACGGGUGUGUGAUUGACAAAGCUGUCUGCGUCACGCUGCUGCUGCUAAUGCAUGACAGCUUUCACCUCAAUGUGACUCCAAACAGGCUGACUGCCGGUGUAAUAAGUCAGGGCGCCGCAGAGCAUGCCAUUUGGCACACAUUACAGAUAGUUUGAUGUAUCUUUAGACAGACUUUUGUUCACUAGAUUAUGUAUUUUUCCCGUCUUCUUUCUCUUUUUGGUGAAUUUAGCUGUCUUAGAGUUUGAUCAGGGACAAGCCAGCAUGAAACAAGGAGCAAGUUAAAGCAAAGCAUGGUGGUUUUGGCCUUAGGGAAACCUCAACUCUCCAUUUCAAGCCUGGCUGAUAUCAGAAACAAUCACAUUGAAGCACGCUCCAUCUGGGAGUUUGGAAAACACUUGAAAACUGUUUAAGUCCACAUUGAUAAGGUUUGGACGGAUGAAACAUCAGUAACAUGUGUGCUUUUUUUCAUGUAAUUAAAACAGAAUGGAAAGGCAGAACAUCAAUGACUUCAACAUUUGGUGUUAAGUGUGUGCAUUACACCAGAACUGAAAGAUUAUAUAACAUGAGUAUUUCAAUACUAAAGAUUGUAGUUUUUCAGCAGUUUGGGCUCAGUCCCUUUGAAACACUGAACUAAUUCACAGUGUAAUUUCUUGAUUUUCAUGCCACUGGGUGUUGAAACACUAUCAGAAAGUCACCCCAGGAACAGCUGUAUGAAGUUAAAGGGAUAUUCUGGCUUAAAAUUAAUUCAGGGUGAAACACACCGUUACACCUAGUAAGACACCCUGUCGAGAGAUGAAUGUUGCCGACCACUUGCUUCUCUUGUUAUACCAACUUUAGUAACGACCGCACGAUAGCAAUACACAGCGGUCUGAGGAGCCAUAAACAAACCAAAACAGCACUGUAUAGCCACAAAUAAUGCUCAGAACAGCACCUAACUUCAUCAACAGUACAUAUAGGGUCCCAGCCACAGCACUAGCCAACAAACACCUUUUUAACUUUGCCUAAUUUCUUUAGCAAAGAGACUAAACAGAACUCACCUACUCUCUUCCAGCAGCCGCUUGUUUGUAUCGAGGUGACGCAGCUCAAGGAAGAACAGUUAUGAUCAUUUCUUCUUCUGAAACGCUAAGGCAGAAGAACUUCUGCGUCUGCAGUGCAAAAUGAUCAAUAUGAUGAUUAUUACUUUGAGGAAAUGAUAAAGUAGUGAUCACAAAAUGUUCUUGAUUGAGCUGCAGAUCGUAAUGGACUGGCCUGAGGUCUCGCUACAAACAAGCGGCUGCUGGAAGAGAGUAGGUGAGUUGUGUUUAGUCUCUUUGUUUGGCAUGCAUGUCACUUGGAGGGAGGGGUUUAGCGGAGUUGCAAGAGGCAACAGAGGGAGAUGCAAAAGUUUUCUUUUUCAGUGAUUAUGUUGCUUAUUCUACUAAUUAUGCAUCAUUAGCACCUCUGCUAUUGAACUUAACUCACUAAAUCAGCCAGCUGAUAAACCUAUGGUUAAACAAAGACAGCCAACCUAACCUGGUCACUAUGCCCACUUCCAGUACAGUUAACACAACACAGUCUUAACUGACGCCAAAGAAAGAGGCGCUGAAGGCCAAAUGGUCCAGGCGUGCAUCCCAAAAACAGAUAUUACGCCUUAUGCGGUUUGAAUCCAUCCUGAGCCCCUUCCCCAUAUGUCACUCCCAGGUACGCAGCGGUACGCGGUACCGCGAAGACAUAAACAGCAGUUUACCGUCGGUACGCAGCGGUACUCAAACUUUCACUCUUGCAGUGUCUGUAGGCUACAUUUGCUUACCGUGUUGCCGCACGUCAGUCUGCACUCUGCGUUGUAACCGUAGUAAUCCAGUAGGAUCAUGCUGCUUACAAGUGAGUCGUAUCUGCUUCCGCAAACAAACGUUAAGUGGACACGCGCACAGGGCCCACUUUUGAUUGGACGCUGGUUGUCUAGGCGCCUUUUGCGGAAGGAGGAAACUUUUAAAGAGAGAGCUGCUUCAAUUUUACUGCAGAAAUAAAACAAAAUACAGAGAAAAAUUUGAUUUUAUGUUCAAGAGAAAGAGAGAUGCAGCAGAUGAUCUGAACACCUCAUUAAAUUUGGGUGUGCUCCUCUAAUACAAAGCUUACGGGUACAGUACCUGCAAGAACCUUAUCCUACUUUAACCCCUGGUCACUCCCUGUUUUCUCUCCCUGAUCAUGUUAUAAAUAUUUCUUUGCUAUACAGGAAUAGAUAAUGGAAUUAGUCUCCUUAAAUUCCAUGCAAUAAAAUCUACAUAUAUUUGUCAGUGAUGUCUGCAGUUUGUGAUUUAAAACAAACCAUGAAUCAAAUGUGAGUAUCAGGUUUAAUAGAAUGUGUAAUACAAUAUUCCCGGGGUCUUUUCCAUUAAAUCAUUUAAAUGCAUUGGCUUAAAAUUACUCUUCAUCUUAUCACAUGAGUCGAACAGACCACCAGCCUGCAGAGAUUUACUGCACAAACUGAGUUUACAACACUUUGGGAAUUCUGCUGAAGCCACAUUGUUAAUGGUUUCCUGCAUAUUUUUCUCCCACAUGCAUUCACAUUUCUGUGAAGCUUACAGGUCCAGGUGGUUUAUGUCUUCCUGUGGAGACAUGUACAGUGGAGGUGAUAGCAUCAGAAUUCCUGUUUUGUCGAGGGGAAUAAAGUAUGCCCGAGUAUAAAUAGAUGAGGGAUACUUUACAUACGUCUCUGUAGUUUAAGUAUGAAAAAGUAAAUAAAAAGGGAGCGGACGCAGCAGUGAUACAGGUGCUGUUUUCCACGCUGGGGUAAUUAUGACAGAACAGCAAAUUAUCUUAAGGCAACCAGCAGUUGGCGUGGACUCAUAGAUUUGUUAUCAGAGUGAAAAUGAAGUGCUGUUCACCGAUGGAGGCAAAAUUCACACAAAACCCCUGAUUUGUUGAAAGCUUCUAUCCCACAGAGACAACUUAAACUUACUUUUCACUUACACAAAACUAUGGGCUUCAUACAGGUGUGCAGUAAACUAAUUCCACCACUGUGUGACUUUUAUUGUUGCUAGUUUACACCCACCUUUGAUUUUUGUAUGCACAUGUUGUGGUUUUAGUGCAAACUCAAGGAAGACUCUCAACUGAGGAGCGGUCAUAGCCACUGUGUUCAAUAAACCACUGUCAAUGAUGAGCAAAAGAAUAUACAAACAAAUACAUAAAAAUAUUACGGUGUGGGUUAUCUGUGUAAUUCUAAUAUGUCUGUUUCUUUUCAGCUACACAUUGCAGGAGAAGGACGGAUGAACUGAUAAAUGUCAACCUACUGAAAGAAACAUCUUUCUCCAGAUGUUACAGUGAUACCUGCAGAGGCUGAGACCCAACAGGACCGAGAAGCUGGAGAGGAGUAACCCCACCGCGCCCGACAAACGAGGAUGGCACAGGAGGACUGUGAAGAAACAGCUGAUUUGAUCCGUGCAGGAACACUUAUUGUAUCGUAUUGUUAUCAGAAGUCAGGUGACACUUGAGUUUAACUUGUGUCAUCAUAAAACUGUUUGGAGACUGGAGACUCAACGUUCACAGAAAGGAUUGUACUUAAACUGAGGUUUGAAGAGCAUUCCAGUAAAACUUUGGACAUGUAUGUGGCCUUGUUUGGAAAAAAAGGACUUUUAUUGUCUGUUAAGUUCAUUAUUUAUGAUACACUGAAUCUGUGGCAGAAUACAAACAUUGUCUAACUUAAAACAUGACAAGCCUGACUCCAUUGUCUACAUGAGAAACAAAAAUGUUCAUGGCACAAGGUUUUCAGUUUAACUUAAGCUUACUGGAGAUGAUGCAUCCAAGUUUUCAAUGAUGGUGCCUGAUUUUCAGUCUAACCAUGACCAAAGAAAAUGUUUAUUUCUUAUUUGCUGGCUUCAAAUCUCGAAAAAAUCAAACCUCAACACCAACACUUGAGAAGGGUGUUGCAAUGCUCUGGUUCAGAAUAUUUACACAAAUUUAACCAAACCUGCAACAGCCAAAGCAACAUCAGCAAAAAUCUGACACUUUUUUUGCAACUUAUUUAUCUUGCUUAUUGCUGUUGACAUGCACAACAUUAAAUACAAUUUCUCCAAGAUAAAUGAAGAUAUAAGAACUUUAUUUAUCCAAGAGGGAAAAUUCAAUAAGCAGACAAUCAACAUCAAGCAACAUCUUGCAUAAUCAUUUCUCUUUCAUAAAACUAAAAGUCCAGCCUUAAACUGCAGAUGUACUCUCAGUUGGUAAGAGUGGAGGGACUGAAUUAACCAUCAAUAUGAAUGAUUAUCCAAGGUAAAAUAUUGAAAACUGUAUAAAACUUUGGCAAAACAUCUGAUAAAUAUUUCCAGUGCACUUCCUGGUAUAUUCAGAAACACUUUUUAAAAUCCAAUCCAAGAAUCAGAUCAAAAGUCCAAUUACAGUACAUCACAGUAAUGGAGGAAACACCAUCUCAGUGCAGUAUGUUAUAUCGUUAUACUGAAACACCUUGUGGAGCAUUAUUUCCAACAUGACGUCAUCUGUUGAAUCAAAAAAUAAAAAUAUCAAUAAAACUAUGUAACAUGGGUCACAUGUGCUCUGUGUACAAACUCACUAUGAGUAAGUAACAACUAAAGGCUGUACUACGAUUGAUGAUUAUAUAUAAAUGUACAGUGUUGACAUUAAAACACCAGAGGAUUUGGAUUAAUGUGGUUCACUAUCCUGAAAACUUCAA
Messenger RNA from Xyrichtys novacula (pearly razorfish), 10042 nucleotides. Lineage: Eukaryota; Metazoa; Chordata; Actinopteri; Labriformes; Labridae. The record is from the annotation of a GenBank genome assembly.